Molecule: messenger RNA, 963 nt
Organism: Monopterus albus (swamp eel)
Lineage: Eukaryota; Metazoa; Chordata; Actinopteri; Synbranchiformes; Synbranchidae
Product: G-protein coupled bile acid receptor 1
Exons: 1
Coding region: 1-963 (320 amino acids)
Biological process (GO): G protein-coupled receptor signaling pathway
Cellular component (GO): membrane
Molecular function (GO): G protein-coupled receptor activity
Source: RefSeq, a predicted model, not a curated record
AUGGAUGCUCUUCUUUCUGGGGAGCAGCUCAUCUAUGUUAUCACUGUACCACUGUCAACCUCCAUCAUCCUGACUAACCUCAUCAUCAUUCUUGGCAUCGCCUGGAACCGCCAGCUUCACAACACGCCCAACUACUUCUUCCUCAGCAUGCUGGUGGCUGAUUUGUGCACAGGUGUGGCCCUGCCUUUCAUUCCAUUAAUGGGCUUGAACCGGCAGCUAAGUUUUAGCUCCUGCUUGGUGGCUCAUGUUUUCCCAAACUUCCUGUUUUUGGCUUUCCUGUUUAACCUGGUGAUGGUCCACUAUGAACGCUACAUUUGCAUUGUUGACCCCCUGCAUUACAAUAACCUAUGGAUGCAUCGCCGCUUCCCUCUGACCCUGCUUGUGGUGUGGGUGCCACCGCUUCUGUAUGCAUGUCUACCUGCUUUUGGGUGGAAUAAUUGGACUGGGCCAGACUGGAACAGCUGCUGUUGUUCAUGUAGCCAAAGGUUAACACCACUUUCAAACUGUUCAACUAAUGGAACCACCUGCUGCUCAUACAGACGAGUAUUCCCCAAUGCUUUCAUCUACCUGGAGGUGUAUGGACUCGUCUUGCCUGCUAUUCUUACCAUCGCUGGCAUGACUGGCCAUGUUUUGUGUAUCACCAGAGGCCAGCUGAAGGACAUUUGUCGUCUCCAUCGUUCGGUGGAGCGGGGAAGUCAGGCCUCUGACCGAGAGCAGAGGCUGAACCUGCGGUACACUCGCUGUGUGGUAGCUGUGUCUCUGACUUUUCUAGCCUGCUGGGUCCCCUACCUCAUUUACAUGCAUGUCUCCGUAGCAUUCUUGAUCAGUGACACCAAGUGGAGCUCCACCACCCUCAUUGUGCUGUCCUGCACUGGUAUUGGAAGCAUGGCUGUGGUGCCACUGGUGCUCGGCCUAGCAAACAGGCAGUAUACAGAACUUGCAUGCAAACUUAUCCAGAAAUAG